AUGCGUGCGGCUGACGAGCGAGAAGAGCUGAGUCUUCCAGUUCCUGACGACUGCGAUGGCAGGGUCAUAGGAAGCACCCUGCAGGAGGACCCAAGUGAGGACCAAAGUGAAGAAAACAGGGUGGAAGGUGCACAGUCACAAGUUGCCGAGUUUGUUUCACACAUGGACCUUGCAAGCCCCGAGGUUCUGAGGGUGACGCCCGCUUGCGAGGCCUUCAGAAACUGCUUUCAAGCUUUGCGCGGCGCAGGGGGUGACCUUCACUUCAAGAGCCACCGGAGCGACAAGAUUGGCGCCUUUUGGAGCCAUUCCUGGCAUGGGAAGACCUGGAAGAAGAUUCUGACUCUGGUCACUAUUUACAACGGCCAGGCAGCUAUCAUGUUGGGCAUGCUCGUUGCUGUUGUGAUGAUGGUUUUGUUCUGUGUCCUGGGUCUCCCUGAUUACCACCGUGAUGGAAACAGGAACACGGAACGCUGGUCGGUGUGGUCUACGUGGUCUGGUAUCCUGGUCACUUUUCUGGCAGCGAUCUUUUAUCGGCCUCAGACUCGUGUCUUCUUCGACCGCAUCUGCAUCAGUCAAAGCAACAGAGAACUGAAAUUGAAAGGUGUCAUUAGUCUGGCCGGGCUGCUGCGAAGGUCGGAUUCGAUGCUUAUUCUUUGGGAUUCAACAUGGACUACAAGGUUAUGGUGCUUGUUCGAAUUGGCGGCCUUCUUGAAAAGCAGGGAAGAUGAAGUUCACCAGAAGCUGAUCAUCACACCAACCCUUUGGGGGCCAGUUCACAGUGUAAUGUUCUUGACUGUCAGCGCGGGCGCGAUUACUGGCGUCAUGGCGCCCUAUGCGCGGAAUUCUCUAUCGAGUCCGCAGGAUUAUUUCCUUGAUUCAACUUUUGUUAGUGGGGUCGUUGUCCUGGUGGUUGGCUACGCGAUUACGAGCACCUUGCGAAGCUAUUUUCGAGACUUAGACACUAUGAGGCAGCAAUUGAUGUCCAUCUCCUUCGAUACUGCUCUGUGCCAGUGCUGCACCAGCAACCACGUCGCACCAUCCGGUGCUCGUAGGAUGUGUGAUCGGAAGAUAUUGGGGGAAUGUGUGAGCAUGUGGUUCGGUAGCUUGGCAUCGUUUGAGGGCACGUUGCGCUCUGAAGUUCUGGAGCUUUUGGCACGGGACCUUGAGCAAGUUCUGACCACUCGAUCAACGAUCGCCGUAUUUUCUCCACUGAUGUGGGCCUUCAUGGAUUAUGCCGCUUCCUUUUCAAGGACUGAAGGGCGCUUCUGGAAUCACCACUCCACGAUUGCACUCGCAGAUGGUUUGGUGGUUUGGAUCGUGGCCGUGCCAGCGUUAAAAAACUGGGUCCUGCUUGUUUGCAAGCUUGCACGGGCGAGGCCACGAAAUUGGUUCCUCGAAGGCAUGAAAAACUCACUGGUUGUACUUAUAGUUCUGAUUUCGCCGGUGACCCUUGGGCUAAGAUUGUUGGCAUAUGAUCUUCACAUGCUGUCUUCGCUGGGCCAAGCGGGAGUGGUCAUUGCCGCCACGCUGCUCCAUGCCAUCUUCUUCUGCUGCCUUAGCGUUGCCCUGAAGGCUUUCCUUGGGACCAGGGUUUAG
Messenger RNA from Symbiodinium natans, 1596 nucleotides. The record is from the annotation of a GenBank genome assembly. NCBI's taxonomy places the organism in Eukaryota, Dinophyceae, Suessiales, Symbiodiniaceae.